AUGUCAGGCACUGUGCGUGGUUCCUGGGACUCAACCGUGAGCAUGGCAGGACCCUGCCGUCCAGGAGGGGGACACACACGCUGCUCUGGAAACUCCCGUGCAGGCCGAGGGAAGCAGCCCUGGCACCGGCUGGCCACACGCACCCCGGGCCAUGUCAGAACUCUGAGCCGGCGACAGGGAGCAGCUGUCCACCACCGGCCAUCCCAACCCAGCUUCGAGAUGCUUAGCCUGAAGCUGCCCCAGCUGUUUAGCAUUGACCAGGUGCCCCAGGUGUUCCAUGAGCAGGGUAUCCUCUUCGGCUACCGACACCCACAGAGCUCCGCCACUGCCUGUGUCCUCAGUCUUUUCCAAAUGACCAAUGAGACCCUCAACAUCUGGACGCACUUGCUGCCCUUCUGGUUCUUCGUGUGGAGGUUUGUGACCGCCUUGUAUAUAACAGACAUCCAGAAUGACAGCUACUCCUGGCCUCUGUUUGUGUACAUGGGCACCAGCUGCGUGUACCCCCUUGUGUCCAGUUGUGCACACACCUUCAGCUCCAUGUCCAAGAACGCCCGGCACAUCUGUUACUUCCUGGACUACGGGGCCGUCAACCUCUUCAGCCUGGGCUCAGCCAUUGCGUACUCGGCCUAUUCCCUCCCGGACGUGAUGGUGUGCACCACCUUCCAUGACUACUACAUGCCCUUGGCCGUGAUGAACACCAUCCUCAGCACCGGCCUCUCCUGCUACUCCAGGUUUCUUGAAAUCCAGAAGCCUGGGCUCUGUAAGAUGCUUCGCAUCCUUGCUUUUGCUUAUCCCUACACCUGGGACUCCCUCCCCAUCUUCUACAGGCUGUUCCUGCUGUCUGGGGAGGGUGUGCAGAAUGAAGCCAUCUUGAACCACCAGAAGCACAUGGCCAUGACCCUCCUGGCCUCUUUCUUCUACUCCGCACACCUGCCAGAGCGCCUGGCACCCGGUCGCUUUGACUACAUCGGUCACAGUCACCAGCUGUUCCAUGUGUGUGUGAUCCUGGCCACUCACAUGCAGAUGGAAGCCAUACUUCUGGACAAGACUCUGAGGAAGGAAUGGCUCCUGGCACACGCCAGGCCCCUGUCUUUCCCUCAGAUAGCUGGAGCCAUCCUUCUGUGCCUCGUCUUCAGCCUCAGCAACAUAGUUUAUUUCUCAGCUGCUCUGUAUCGGAUUCCUGAGCCAGAAUUACAUAAAAAAGAAACAUGAUUCAAACAUGUUCGUGCCAGAUGUCAGCCUUAAGCUAGCCCAUCCUAGCCACCCUAACCCAGCCGCAUGGAACCAGUUUCCAGAGGUCUGAAAUAGCCGCAGUGGCUGAUGUCUUGGCAUUUUUGAGUGGGUUCUUGUCAAUAAGGUAUUGAACUGGGGACAUUUCUCUAGAUGUGCACUGAUUCUAUAUUAUUUUAAAAGGGGAAGAUGGGUUCAAGUAAGUCCUUGUUUGGGCAGAUUCUUAAUAUUUCAUUAAGUUUUAAAUUUAUUUAAAAUGGAUUUUUCAAUCCUAUUUAAACAGUUGGAAGAAGC
Molecule: messenger RNA, 1524 nt
Organism: Enhydra lutris kenyoni (northern sea otter)
Lineage: Eukaryota; Metazoa; Chordata; Mammalia; Carnivora; Mustelidae
Product: progestin and adipoQ receptor family member 5
Exons: 8
Coding region: 1-1212 (403 amino acids)
Cellular component (GO): membrane
Molecular function (GO): signaling receptor activity
Source: RefSeq, a predicted model, not a curated record